AGCCUGGCCACAUUGUUAGAGAAGGCGCACGUGUUGCGGACUCUUCGUUUGUUUAUGUUGCAAUAUUUUUAAUAUAUUGCAGCCAGAAUGUUUGUAAACGAAGUCAACGAUGUGAAGAUCUACAAUUUAAGCGCCGGCAAGUCGGUGCCAGAUUGGCUCACCGACAGGCGGAAGAGGUCUCAGCUGAUGAAAAAGGUUGACUCCCGGCGCCAAAUAGAGCUCAUCCAGGACUUUGACAUGCCGGGUGUAUGCACCAGCAUACGAAUGAGUCCCGACCAGCAGUACAUACUAGCCACGGGUACCUACAAACCCCGCGUCAAGUGCUUCGAGGUCUCCAACCUGUCCAUUAAGUUUGAGCGGUGUUUUGACUCCGAAGUGACCACCUUUGAGGUCAUAAGCGACGACUACAGCAAGAUGGUCUUCUUGCAGUGCGACCGCUACGUGGAGAUCCAUGCGGCCCAUGGCCGUCAUUACAGGCUGAGGAUUCCACGUUUCGGGCGAGAUAUGAAGUUUCACAAACCCAGCUGCGAUAUGUUUAUCGUGGGGGUGGGAAGGGACAUCUACCGGCUUAACCUAGAGAGGGGACAGUUUCUACAACCAUUCGAAACAGACGCAAGUUGUUUGAACGCUUGCGAAGUGAAUCCUGAACACCAUCUGCUGGUAGCCGGCACCAAAGAGGGUACAGUGGAAGCUUGGGAUCCGCGAACGAAACAGCGUUGCUCCACUCUGGAUGUGGCUAUACGGCUGCCGGGCGUCAAGGAGUUUCCCUCUGUCACGGCACUUAAAUUCCGCAAUGGCCUGCAUAUGGGAGUUGGAACAGCUUCCGGCCAUGUUCUCAUCUAUGAUAUUCGGGCCAAGCAACCUCUCCUUGUGAAAAAUCAUCUAAACAAGCUACCUAUCAAGCGGCUAGCUUUUAAUCCUGCCCAGAAUGCGGUUUACAGCUUGGACGAGGCCACUCUGAAACUUUGGGAUGAGCAGACGGGGAAACAAAUUGCCUAUGUGGAGUCCACUACAUCGUUCAAUGACUUUUGCACUAUUCCCGACACGGGUAUGUUCUUCCUGGCUCAGGAGGACGUCAAAAUGUUAACCUACUACGUGCCAGCGAUGGGUCCAGCGCCACGGUGGUGCUCUUUCCUGGAUAACCUUACCGAAGAGAUCGAGUCCGAAGUUGUUGAGAAUGUCUACGAUGACUAUCAAUUUGUCACGGCCAAGGAACUGGCAGAACUCGGUAUGGAACACCUCGUGGGCACAAAUCUUCUCAAGGGUUACAUGCACGGUUAUUUCAUGGAUGCACGUUUGUACAACAAAGCCAAGGCUGUGGUGGAACCCUUCGCCUUCGAUCGGUUCCGUAAGGAUAAAAUCCGGCAGGAGAUCGAGAGCGAGCGCAAGUCACGUCUGCAGAUCGAAUCCAAGCUCCCGAAAGUCAACAAAGAAUUGGCCCUCAAGAUUAUGGACGAGCAAGCCAACCCAUCGAACAGUGCCAAGCAGCGAAAUGUUCCCAAUCUGCUGGAGGAUUCUCGUUUCAAGGCUAUGUUUGAGAAUACUGACUUUGCGGUUAACAAGGAGGCUGAGGAGUAUCGUCUGUUGGCUCCGGUUUUGAAUCGUCUGGACAAGUCGAAGGCAAAGGAGCUGAAGAAGCGAGUGGAAGUGGCUAGGGUAGCGGAAUUGCAUGAAGAGGAAGCACAGCAGCAUGAGGAUAGUGACGACGAUGAGGAUCUGUUUGGUUUCGAGAAGAGUGAUGGCGAGAAGGACGAUAGCGGAGAUGAAGCCUCUUCAGAUGAUGACGACCGCAAGGAAUAUGUCAAGGAAAUGAAGCAGGCCUACAAGCAAGUGAAGCGACAGCGUGAGGACGAGGAGGAGGAGGACGAUGACGACGAACAAGAUGCCCCCGAAAUCACAGCCGCACCCCAUACAAACGGAAACGCAGCAAGACCCGCCACAAAUGGAUCUGGCAAUCGCUUUACCAUGACCGCUCUAGAUCCGCACAAGGGAAGCAGUGCCCUGCAGCAACGCAUCAAACAGGCCACUCUGCAGGAUCGCGUGCGCGUAAUGACCCAACUGGAGGGCCAGGUGACAAACGUGGGUCGCUCCCUCGGCAAUCGCCAGAUGACAUUCGAGGUGAACAAACAAAAGAAGUCGCAGUACCAUGCCAAGAAGCGAGAGGCGGAACUAAAGAAGCAUCGCGAAGAGCGAAGGAGCAUUGUCAGACCCAUCAAAUCCCUCAGGCUAAAGAAGGUUAACUUUAAGUAGAGACAUUUAACGAACUGCAAUUAGUUGUGUACAUAAAUCCUUGUUUUAUUAAAUGUCUAAUUAUUCAA
Messenger RNA from Drosophila bipectinata, 2318 nucleotides. RefSeq names its product lethal (2) 34Fd (gene l(2)34Fd). Gene Ontology annotation, molecular function: protein binding. Gene Ontology annotation, biological process: maturation of SSU-rRNA from tricistronic rRNA transcript (SSU-rRNA, 5.8S rRNA, LSU-rRNA). Gene Ontology annotation, cellular component: 90S preribosome; small-subunit processome; nucleolus. The record is from RefSeq and is a predicted model, not a curated record. Lineage: Eukaryota; Metazoa; Arthropoda; Insecta; Diptera; Drosophilidae.